AUGAAGACCCGGUCGAGAGCUCCCGUGAAGAAGCCGAAGAAGGAAGAAGGUGAAGAGGAGUCAACAACAACGAGCACGACAUUGCAGCCCAGCGAGACGAGUCCUCCACGCCUGUUUGUUCUUCCGAGAGAUGCGACGCCAGAAGCCCGAAUUGUCACGCUGCCGAACCCUGCAACCUCGACCCCAAAUCGCUACUACUUCUGCCCAGAGAAAGGCUUCUAUGAGUUCACCAAAAUCGCCGCGCCCAGGAGGACACCUCGAAGCUGGCUCCUUGCACCUCGGCGUAACCACAAAGAAUCUUUGAACAGAGAAACCGGUGUUACUUUUCAAGAGGAGCAAGAAUUAGUAAAACCGUUAGAUGCGGAGGCUCAAUCCGAUAGCUCUGACGACACCAGCCUAUCCAAUGGUUACGUUGCGAAAGAUGCGGAUUUGUAUAUCGCCACGCCUUUAGACCCGCUGUUUCUCUUGCUCCCUAUACUGGCGCCGCCCUCUACAUCCGCCAAGGACGAAGACCAUCUCUUGUUCGUCUCGAUGGAUGACCAUCUAGACGCCUGCGCCGCUUCAUCAGCACACGUGAAACAGCUUCUGCGCCACCAGAAGCUCAGAGCGAUGCUACAGGAGCGUAUGAAUCACGUUUGCGAUGCCGUUGAUGCCGGCGCCGAGAACAUGUAUCGUUUGUCCAAAGACAAACUCCUAGAAGAGCUGCUGGUGAAGGCGCGGAGACUGGCGACGAACGGCUUGCCUGCAUCAAUGGAGCAGAAGUUCGUUCGUGCCGCAUUGGAGGUUCCCGUCAUGAACAUCCGGCGGGAGGAAAGCACAAUAAGCGCUGUCUCGACUGACAUCGCCGAAGAUGUUCCUUCGCAAGACACAGGCAGCCAGGCGCCGUCGGAGUCCACGGCCGAGUCUCAGCAAACAGCGGAUUCGGCCGGAGGUGCAUCGUCAAAUGCAACAUCGUUCUCAUUAGCAUCAACUGCUGCGGCCGAAACACUAUCUAAGGCUUCAAUUGCCGCGCCUGCAGAUGUUGCAGAGCUAUUGCAGGUCCGCACGGCCUUCAACUUCAUAGCAACUUCAUAUCUACCACCGCACCUCCGUCGGGGACUCCAGCAAAUGCUAGCUUCGACAAAGGAAGUCGAUUUUACCCCCUUGGACGCCCACCUGAAGCAUCUUGACUCUCUUCGAUCGCAGGCUCAAGCGCUUCGCUCUCUAUCAGACAACAUUAGCCGGAAGCGAUCCGCUGUAGAGGAUGAGGAGGCAGCCGAAGUACGAGCGGAGAAGAAACGGAAGAAAGAGGACGAGGAGAAAAAGAAGAAGACGCAGAGCCAUGGCGUGAGGCAGCUGCAGAAAGCAGAUACCUCAGGGAUGAAAAAGCUCAGCGCAUUCUUCGCCAAAGCACCUGCAACUAAGGCGGCGAAAUGA
Messenger RNA from Coniosporium apollinis CBS 100218, 1416 nucleotides. RefSeq lists its product as uncharacterized. Gene Ontology annotation, biological process: RNA catabolic process; ribonucleotide metabolic process. Gene Ontology annotation, cellular component: nucleoplasm; ribonuclease H2 complex. The transcript is spliced from 2 exons. Lineage: Eukaryota; Fungi; Ascomycota; Dothideomycetes. Bases 1 to 1416 code for a protein of 471 amino acids. The record is from RefSeq and is a predicted model, not a curated record.